CAAGAUGUUCACUUUUCUCUCUCUGACGCGCGUGAACACCGGACGUCUGACGCCACCUGGGUCUCUUAUAAAAGUCACCCGGAGGGACGAUCUCAGCACGUAGCUCUUAGUCGAUCAUUACUUCGUUUUCAAGCAGGGUACCGGAGGAUAACGCACUGGCCAGUGUCUGUCUGUACACCAGCUCGUUGAGAAGCGGCUUUCACCUCAAGUGUCGGGUAAAAGAGACAUUUCAGGUCUCAAUGCCACCCGGUUUCUAGCGAAGACACGCGGCUCAACUCGAGCUAAAAACAAGACAAGAUGACCGGUAUCCACGUGGAGGGACUGGCGGCGAUCGCCCUCUUCUACGUUCUGAUCCUUGCGGUGGGGAUCUGGGCAGCGUGGAAGAACAAACACGCCGGGGAGGCGGAGGGCACAGACCGCAGUGAAACCAUCAUGGUUGGUGGAAGGGACAUUGGUUUAUUUGUUGGUGGUUUUACCAUGACCGCGACCUGGGUUGGUGGCGGAUACAUCAACGGAACGGCGGAGUACGUAUAUCUUCCUGGUUACGGCUUGGCUUGGGCACAAGCGCCUUUUGGAUAUGCGCUAAGUCUAGUCGUAGGGGGUCUGUUCUUCGCCAAGCCCAUGCGCUCCAGAGGUUAUGUCACCAUGCUGGACCCUUUCCAGCAGAAGUAUGGGAAGAGGAUGGGUGGUCUGCUCUUCAUACCUGCUCUAAUGGGAGAGAUCUUCUGGUCGGCGGCCAUUUUAUCUGCUCUGGGAGCCACGCUGAGUGUGAUCAUAGACAUAAACAUCAAGAUGUCUGUGGUGAUCUCUGUCUGUGUUGUUACUAUCUCUGACCAGGUCUGUCUGAUCCUCUAGGAGCCACGCUGAGUGUGAUCAUAGACAUAAACAUCAAGAUGUCUGUGGUGAUCUCUGUCUGUGUUGUUACUAUCUCUGACCAGGUCUGUCUGUUCCUCUAGGAGCCACGCUGAGUGUGAUCAUAGACAUAAACAUCAAGAUGUCUGUGGUGAUCUCUGUCUGUGUUGUUACUAUCUUUGACCAGGUCCCUGUCUGUCUGAUCCUCUAGGAGCCACGCUGAGCGUGAUCAUAGACAUAAACAUCAAGAUGUCUGUGGUGAUCUCUGUCUGUGUUGUUACUAUCUCUGACCAGGUCUGUCUGAUCCUCUAGGAGCCACACUGAGUGUGAUCAUAGACAUAAACAUCAAGAUGUCUGUGGUGAUCUCUGUCUGUGUUGUUACUAUCUCUGACCAGGUCUGUCUGAUCCUCUAGGAGCCACGCUGAGUGUGAUCAUAGACAUAAACAUCAAGAUGUCUGUGGUGAUCUCUGUCUGUGUUGUUACUAUCUCUGACCAGGUCUGUCUGAUCCUCUAGGAGCCACGCUGAGCGUGAUCAUAGACAUAAACAUCAAGAUGUCUGUGGUGAUCUCUGUCUGUGUUGUUACUAUCUCUGACCAGGUCUGUCUGAUCCUCUAGGAGCCACGCUGAGUGUGAUCAUAGACAUAAACAUCAAGAUGUCUGUGGUGAUCUCUGUCUGUGUUGUUACUAUCUCUGACCAGGUCCCUGUCUGUCUGAUCCUCUAGGAGCCACGCUGAGCGUGAUCAUAGACAUAAACAUCAAGAUGUCUGUGGUGAUCUCUGUCUGUGUUGUUACUAUCUCUGACCAGGUCUGUCUGAUCCUCUAGGAGCCACACUGAGUGUGAUCAUAGACAUAAACAUCAAGAUGUCUGUGGUGAUCUCUGUCUGUGUUGUUACUAUCUCUGACCAGGUCUGUCUGUUCUCUAGGAGCCACGCUGAGUGUGAUCAUAGACAUAAACAUCAAGAUGUCUGUGGUGAUCUCAGCCUGUAUUGCGAUCUUCUACACGUUAGUCGGAGGUCUGUAUUCUGUAGCCUACACCGACGUGGUGCAACUCUUCUGUAUCUUCCUGGGACUGUGGGUUUCAGUACCGUUCGCUCUGAGCAACCCAGCGGUGUCUGACAUCAAGAUCAGUGCAGUGAAGGAGAUCUACCAAGCUCCCUGGAAGGGAAACAUCAAGAGAGAAGACGCCUGGGUCUGGAUAGACAACUUCUGUCUGCUGAUGUUGGGGGGGAUUCCCUGGCAGGUAUAUUUUCAACGGGUUCUCUCUGCCUCUUCAGCUACGUACGCCCAGGUGCUCUCGUUCAUCGCCGCUGCAGGGUGCCUGGUCAUGGCCGUGCCCUCAGUAAUGAUCGGGGCUAUAGGGGCCUCCACAGACUGGAACCAGACGGCGUAUGGACCUGUACCUCCCAAGGAGAGGGACCAGGCAGACAUGAUAUUACCCAUAGUCCUCCAGUACCUCUGUCCUCCCUUCGUCUCCUUCUUCGGCCUGGGGGCGGUCUCUGCUGCCGUGAUGUCAUCUGCCGACUCCUCCAUCCUAUCAGCUAGCUCCAUGUUCGCUCGGAACAUCUACCAGCUGGCUUUCCGCCAAUCGGCAUCGGACACCGAGAUCGUGUGGGUGAUGCGUGUCACCAUCUUUGUGUUCGGCGGCCUGGCCACGGCGAUGGCGUUGCUAACGGGGACGGUGUACGGGCUGUGGUACCUGAGCUCCGACCUGGUCUACGUUAUCAUCUUCCCUCAGCUCAUCUCCGUUCUCUUCGUCAAGGGAACCAACACGUACGGCUCCGUUGCUGCUUACGUCUUUGGUCUGAUCCUGAGGAUCGGAGGAGGGGAACCCUACCUUUCACUACCCCCCUUCAUCUACUACCCCGGCUGGCAGAUAGAGGACCGGAUCCAUCAUCUGACUGGAGAGGUGGAACACAUCGUGGUGCAGAAGUUCCCGUUUAAGACCGUCUCCAUGUUGGCCUCCUUCCUGGGCAACGUGGCUUUCUCCUACCUGGCCAAGUAUCUGUUUGAGAGCGGCAAGUUGUUGCCCAAGUAUGACUUCCUGGACGCGGUGUUGGCCCAGCACAGCAUAGAGAACAUGGACAAGACCACGUUGGUCAACCGUAACACCAUCGUGCUGUCUGAGAUGGCGCCUGUCAAACCACGGCUCAGCGUUCAACUGGCGGCUACGUUCACCCGCAGAGACACUCUGGCUGAGGAGGACUCGAGUCCCGAAGACAGCCCCAACCACGAGACCCUGGACUAAACCCCGGACCUUGAACCCCAGAACGUAAAGAGACUAAAGAGAGGACUGAAAUGACGGCGACUGAAAUACACAUUUUGACUAGUUUGCUAUUUAACUACUUUAAUUUGAUCCCCAUCACGGCCAGGUGAGUUAUGGAGAUGGAACAGAAUAGAUGGCAUAGAGAUAAUGCCAUCUAUAGGGGCGGCAGGGUAGCCUAGUGCUUAGAGCGUUAGACUAGUAAACGAAAGGUUGCAAGAUCGGAUCCCCCGAGCUGAUAAGGUAAAAAAAUCUGUCGUUCUGCCCCCUGAACCAGGCAGCUAAACCCACUGUUCCCCGGUAGGCCGUCAUUGUAAAUAAGAAUUUGUUCUUAAUAAGCUGACUUGCCUCGUUAAAUAAAGGUUAAAAUAAGAGGACAUUAUGAAGAUGGGACAGAAUAGAUGGCACGGAGAUAAGAGGACAUUAUGAAGAUGGGACAGAAUAGAUGGCACGGAGAUAAGAGGACAUUAUGAAGAUGGGACAGAAUAGAUGGCAUUAUGAAGAUGGGACAGAAUAGAUGGCACGGAGAAAAGAGGACAUUAUGAAGAUGUAACAGAAUAGAUGGCACGGAGAUAAGAGGACAUUAUGAAGAUGUAACAGAAUAGAUGGCACGGAGAUAAGAGGACAUUAUGAAGAUGGGACAGAAUAGAUGGCAUUAUGAAGAUGGGACAGAAUAGAUGGCACGGAGAUAAGAGGACAUUAUGAAGAUGGGACAGAAUAGAUGGCACGGAGAUAAGAGGACAUUAUGAAGAUGGGACAGAAUAGAUGGCACGGAGAUAAGAGGACAUUAUGAAGAUGGGACAGAAUAGAUGGCACGGAGAUAAGAGGACAUUAUGAAGAUGGGACAGAAUAGAUGGCACGGAGAUAAGAGGACAUUAUGAAGAUGGGACAGAAUAGAUGGCACGGAGAUAAGAGGACAUUAUUGGCGCAGUGUCCUUGACAUAAGAGACCAGACUAAUGUUGCUGCUGAAUGUGUGUCACCAGUGGAGAACGGACCUCCAUGUUGGUACGUAAUCAGACCUGAACUCUCUCUCCCUGGUCUCAGUCUGUGAUGAAAUGACCGUGGGUGAUAAAGCAGUAAUCCUAUUGGACAUGAACAAUGACU
This is a messenger RNA of Oncorhynchus mykiss (rainbow trout), 4217 nucleotides long. NCBI's taxonomy places the organism in Eukaryota, Metazoa, Chordata, Actinopteri, Salmoniformes, Salmonidae. The record is from RefSeq and is a predicted model, not a curated record.